CACGACCACAACCGCCGCAAAGAAUAGAAGUACAAGCAACUGGAUAUUUUAUGGAAUAUCUGGGAGUUUUUGGUGCUUUUAUGGACUUGUAGAUAUUGACAGAUAUAUAUCGUCAGCAUGGAACUGCUGCCCAUCUUCAAAAGGGCAUACUGGACAUUGGCUGCCGGAGGCCUGUUUUAUGUAUGCUUCAUCAUCUCCAUGACCUAUCCCACGGUCCAACGAUUUGUGCUGUACGCGAACAAGAUCAACCCGACGCUCUGGCAGAAUGUCAACGACGUCGAGCCUUUUGGAUUUCUGAAGACGCAGGUUCAACCUUUUCAUCUGAAAACCCCAGACAACGAAACGCUCUAUGGUUGGCAUCUUCUUCCGCUGCAUCUGUGCUAUGAGCAUGAAGAAGAACUAGCUGUCAAUGAACCUUCCGGCCCGGCUGAGGACUACACCAAGACAACCGCCUUUAAGCUGCUUGCCAAUGACCCAAAGGCCAGAGUAGUUAUCAGUUUUCACGGCAACGCAGCCCACCUAGCAUCAGCCCAAAGACCAGAAAUCUACCGAAUGCUCCUCGGUCUCUCCACCCCCUCCGACCCCGUCCACGUCUUCGCCAUCGACUAUCGCGGAUUCGGCGUAUCCACCGGCACCCCCACAGAAGAAGGCCUAAUCACAGACGGCAUGUCACUCAUCAACCUCCUCACCUCUGCCCCUCUGAACAUCCCCCCAUCCCGCAUCGUCCUCGUCGGCCAGAGCCUUGGAACAGCCGUCAGCGCCGCAGUAGCUGAGCGUUGGGCUUUUGGAUCCGAAGAUCCCACCGCCAUCCAGCCUGCUAUCAAGAAUCCGGAGCCAUUCGCUGGCGUGGUCCUGCUCGCGUCGUUCAGCAAUGUGGCUAGUGUGAUUGAGUCUUAUAGUUUAAAGGGAAUAACGCCGCCCAUGCUCUCUCCUCUUAGAGGCUACCCCCGUGUGCAGAAGUGGGCAGUGAGCCAUAUUCUCGACCGCUGGGAUACCGCGGCGCGCGUGGCCCGUCUGGUGGGAAUUGGACCAACAGCCCAAAACGACUCCGAUGCUGGCUACGUUAGUAAGAAUCUGGACCUAGCUAUCGUGCAUGCCCGGGAUGAUGUUGAGAUCCCGUGGUACGAGGGUCGUCGGGUCUGGGUGGCUGCGACGGGCGAGGAUCAACCGGAUGUUCCUGGUCGUUUGGUUUGUGAGAAGAAGCAGGAGAAUGGGCCUGGUGAGGUUAAAAUCUGGGAGAAUAGGUCCACUAAGGAUUCGUCUGUUGUUAAGAAGGUUCGCUGGGAGCGUGUGGGAUAUGGAGGUCAUAACCGUGUUGCGACUUUCUCUGCUGCGUCUUUGGCUGUGCUCAGGGCUUUUGAGAAUUGAUUCCGACGCAUGAUGGAUUAUAACGGCUUUAUUCCGGUUACGAUAGACCGAGGGAAAUGUUCAGUAUGAGAUAGCUACGAGACAAUCAAGUCAAUUAUGUAUACAUGUACAUCGAAUACUUUAUCAGGUCAUGGUAACUCCAAAACAGCU
Aspergillus glaucus CBS 516.65 is the source of this 1518-nucleotide messenger RNA. Its product is annotated as alpha/beta hydrolase. Bases 118 to 1368 code for a protein of 416 amino acids. Lineage: Eukaryota; Fungi; Ascomycota; Eurotiomycetes; Eurotiales; Aspergillaceae. The record is from RefSeq and is a predicted model, not a curated record. The transcript is spliced from 6 exons.